Molecule: messenger RNA, 2767 nt
Organism: Microplitis mediator
Lineage: Eukaryota; Metazoa; Arthropoda; Insecta; Hymenoptera; Braconidae
Product: zinc finger protein 260-like
Exons: 3
Coding region: 282-2207 (641 amino acids)
Biological process (GO): regulation of DNA-templated transcription
Cellular component (GO): nucleus
Molecular function (GO): zinc ion binding; RNA polymerase II cis-regulatory region sequence-specific DNA binding; DNA-binding transcription factor activity, RNA polymerase II-specific
Source: RefSeq, a predicted model, not a curated record
GAGCAAGUUGUUGGUCAUAUUUGUUAUAUAUUUUCGAGUGAUUGAUUAAUAAUUUAAAAAUAAUAAUAAGUUUGUUGUACCAAAUAUUAACUUUGGUAAUUAGAAAAGUUGAGGUCGCUCCAGUAUUAUUGUGACACUUAAUAAUUAAAGUUUAACUUUGUUGGUUAAUUAAAAGUAAUAAACAAAUAAUCCGGAUUUUACGAACUUUGGGGUGAAAAAUAUAUCAUUUUUUUAAUUUAAAUUUUUUUAAUGCCGGGAUUUAUUGUAAUUGGUGAUAAAUUAUGAGCGAUAUUUGUCGGGGGUGUAUGAAAACAGGUGGAUUUUUGCUGUCAAUGUUUGAUGCUGAUGUUAGUGAUAAGAAAUUACCAGAUAAGCUGGCGGAUAUCGCUGACAUUGACAUCAAUAAAAAUGAUGGCAUGCCAACAACAUUAUGUCCAAAAUGCGCUUAUCGUACGGUAUCAUUUUAUGAUUUUAAAAUACAGGUACAAAAGUCCGAUAAAAUUUUCCGAGACAUGUUAAAAAAAUCAACUGAUCCAACAGAUUCGGAUAAAAAAUUGACUGCGGAAGCAGCAUCAAUCGAGGCAUCAAAAAUUAAAACAAAUAAUAAUGAUGUGAAUGUUAAUUUGAUGGAUGGAAAGCACUCAGAUCCGCUAUUCGCAGAAUACGAUCCUGAGAAUUUAACAUUAGACAUUAAAGAUGAACCGAUAACGGCGAUCGAUCCAUCUCUGGACUACAUGUUUCUGUCAUACGUAAAUUACGAAGAAAUAGACGAGAGUUUGGAGCUUAACCCCAUGGCGAUGCCUAAUGAUUUAUUAAAGCAGGACCAAGUGGAAGAUAAAAAUAAUGAUGAGGAUAAAGAAGAAGCGGAUGAGGAUCCGGAUAUUAACGCUGGCGCUUACGCGGUUAGAGAAAUCGAUAACAAAAGUUAUGACAACGCUUCGGACUCUGACGGCUACAACUGCGGUAACAAUUUACUGGGCAGCAUUAAUGACACAGUUGUUAGAAUAAGAGACAUCAAAUGUCAGGACGGCACGAUGCAGUAUCAGUGCACCCUGUGUAUGCAUAAUUACACAGAUCUGUCCGAGAUAUUGAUUCAUACUGUCGACAACCAUGUGCCCAGCAACGGUCCAUUUUUCUGCGUCGUCUGCGAGAAGGACUGCGACAGCAACCGCGAGCUCCGGUCCCACAUUAAAGUCCACACCGGAGCGAGUCCGUACAUUUGUUUCAUUUGCAGAAAAGCCUACACGACUAAGAGAUAUUUGAAGCGACACAUGAUUUGUCACACUGAUUUUCCCCGACACCGGUGCACUAGAUGCGCAAUGAGAUUCAAAACCAAAUGCGAAUUAGAGGGUCAUGUCAAAACUCACGGUAAUAACACGAGUUACUCCUGCAGCCAGUGUACUAGAGUAUUUAAUCACAAAGCAAAUUACAAACGUCAUUUGAUGACACAUCUAGACCCACGUGGUUUAUGUUUACCCAAGUACCCGUGUUACAUAUGCGGUAAACGUUUUCCCAACAACCGAACUGUCCAAACACACAUGAGAGUUCACACGGGCGAGAAACCCUUCACUUGUGACGUUUGCAACAGAUCAUUUUCACAACAAGGUAAUCUUGUUAAUCACAUAAAACUUCAUUUGAAUCCGCGAAAUUACAGAUGCGAAAUUUGCGGUAAAAAAUUUAAUCAGAGGUCUACGUUGCGCGAUCACGCGGUUCUGCACACGGGAGAGAAGCCUUAUGUGUGCAAUGUCUGCGGUGUCGCGUUCACAUUCAGCGCGGCGUUGAGGAGACACAUGUGGAGCCACGCUGAUAACAAACCCUUUGGCUGUGAUAAGUGCAACGCUAAAUUCGUCGGGAGGUACGAGUUGAAGAGACACAUGAAGAGUCACUGCGGCAAACCAAAGUACAAACGUAAGAAAAGUUAUGAUGAUUUAAUUGUUGAUGUGAAUAUUAAUAGUGCUGCUGAUGAUGCUGGUGGUGGUAGUGGGGGUGGUGUUAUUAAUGAGAAUGAUAAUGACAGUGCGUGUGUUAAAAGUAAUGAUCAAAUUAUUAUAAUUAACUCGGAUGAUAUAUUAAAUCACGUAACUGUGGGGGAUGAUAUGUUCAUUGAAGACGUUGAUCUCGUUGGUCAUGACAAUCAAAAUCAGAUAAAUCAUGACUCGGAGAAGGAAAAUGUAGACGCGUUUUUUGAACUGAUACAUUACACUUGAUAUUAAUUGUUUUUUAAUAGUUAGUUUUUUAUUAAUUAUUGGAGUUCGAGUCGAGUAAUUGUUGUAAUUAAUUAAUUACGAUGGCCAAAUAAUUAUUGUUUAGUUUUCUUGAGAGCUUAGAAAAUAUAUGACUGGUUUCUGAUACUAAAAAAUAUAAUAAUUGGCGGGUUUAUAUUUGAAAUUUUCAAAUUGUUACAGAUAAAAAUUAAUUUAUUAUUAUUAUUAUUUAAGAUAUUUAUAUUUAUAUAUAUAUUUUUCAUAAAUUAAAAUUCACCAAAGAAAAAAACUAAAAAUUAAAAAAUCUGAGUUUAAAAAUUUUUAACAAAAGUUAAAAUUGCUGAUAAAAAAAAAUUAAAUUUACUUCGAAUAAGAAUUUAACAAAAGAAUAAAUUAUUCAAAUUUUUCUUAGCGAAUCGAAAAAAUAAAUUCAAGAAUUUAACAGAAUAAAGUGGACGGAAGUGAAAAUUCUGGGCAAGUUUAUAGUCCCGCACUUUUAAAAAUAUUAAAUAUAUUUUUCAUUGAGAAAAUUAUUAUUAUUUUUUUAUUUUUUCACUUUACAU